Molecule: messenger RNA, 1074 nt
Organism: Beauveria bassiana ARSEF 2860
Lineage: Eukaryota; Fungi; Ascomycota; Sordariomycetes; Hypocreales; Cordycipitaceae
Product: FMI1 protein
Exons: 2
Coding region: 1-1074 (357 amino acids)
Source: RefSeq, a predicted model, not a curated record
AUGUCGCAACGGCUCGUGUUGCGGCAAUUGACACGCCACACCUGGCAGUCUGUCAAUAGGACCUCGUUUACCUCUGCGGCAGCGUGUCGCGGCUUUGCCUCUAAGCGGCCGCCCCUGCCGACAGUGCCUACAUGUCCGUCGCCAACAUGCGAGUGCGCGGAGAUGCCCGCGAUGCCGGAAGGGCUCGAAAUUGAUCACAAGAGCCCAAUGAAUGGUGUUAUCGCGGGCUACGCAGAGCAGGUUCUCAUUUGUACCGGCAAAGAUGACUGGCCGUCUAAGAUUGAAGAGGAGAAUGGCGGCGACAAUUUGGCAGCGGAUUUGAAGGAGCUGUUUGGCCGCGGCGGCACAUAUACUGAUCCAUUUCACAACAUUGCGCUCAUCAACAGCUCAUUACCCAGCUCAGUCCCGCCACGCGCAGAGGUACAAAGUACGUCUGUCUAUCUUUUGCCCAGUUUCAAGUACGUGCCUUUUCUACCGCGCGUCUCGUUUGACCACGUUCAAGCCCUCGCCAAGGGCUAUCUGCUGCCAGAGAAACUGCACUCUGCCCACGACGGCCUCUCACCGGUGCAUCGCGACAUUCUCACCCGCAACGACGCCUACCAGAGCCUGCUCCACGGCGUCAGGGAUGUGACUGACACUCUUGUUCUCAUCUGCGGCCAUGGUGGACGAGAUAUGCGCUGCGGUAUUUUGGGUCCGUUGCUGCGCGACGAGUUUGAGAAGCAGCUUGAACGGAAGGGUGUCGAGGUUCUGCAGGGACCGGCACAAGUCCAGGCCGACACGGAAGGAAAGCAAUUAGAAGGCAAAGCCAGCGUCCCCAAAAAUACAGCGAGAGUUGGGCUGAUUAGCCACAUUGGCGGACACAAAUUCGCGGGCAACAUCAUCAUUUAUGUGCCCCCGGGGAAGAAACUGGCGGAUGGGUCAUCGCAUCCUUUCGCGGGCCACGGUUUGUGGUACGGCCGAGUUGAGCCAAAGCACGUGGAAGGCAUUAUAGAGGAGACCAUUUUCCAAGGGAAAAUUGUGGCAGACAUGUUUCGAGGUGGCAUCGAUCCAGAGCGACGCAUCCUGAGGUUAUAG